AUUUGAAUGAACGUUUCACGUUUCUCUGCUGCGAGAAUGGUUCGUAAUGAUCAGUUGACGUCGCAGGUGCAGAGGAAUGAUCAACUGAGGAGUGUCUUUAGUCCCGGACUCCAACGCAAUUAUAAAACGGAAGAUGUGGUAGCAGCGGCUAACAUUUAUCAAAAAGGAUUUAACGAGGAUGGAACGAAUCAUACGGAAACGAUGAUGAAGAGAAUCAUGGAGCUACUUGGCAGGCUGAUCCUGAACGAAGUGCAGAGGAAGACUUGCGUUUCCUUGUCACCGGAUAUGCGAGAAUUUUUGGGAUGGAUGCUGGAAGUUGAUCUGGAGGAAGAAUCGUUGGGGGAGGCACCACCGUUACCGUUGGUUCACGAGGUCACUCCGAAACAAGACUCGGGACGCAAAUUUCUUUUUGAAAAUCCCGGACAAGAAGAAAAAGAAAAUAUUAGCAAUCUACAGAAGGAAGUUCAAGUAUUGGAAACUCUUGUGGAGGAAUACAAUGCGUUGACUGCAAAAGAGAAGACGGAAGUUCAGACCAUUUACGAUUAUUUGCUUCAACAGUUAAAUCAGCUUCUGCAACAUAUUGAAGCGCGGGAAGCAGAGAAAAGAAAGCUUGCAUCUAUAUCCACUGGAGCUGCUAGAGUUGGAACUGGAACUAUUCUGCAAUAUCAAAACGCAAUGCCCAAUACGACUAAUGCGACCUACUCUAUGAAGAAAAAUGCAUCUUCUUCGCCGAUUGACACACAUAGUUUUUUCCGAUCCAACAACACUUCGCUUAAAAUGAUGGAUAGACAACUCUACAAUAAUCACGCUGCCUCAUCCUUAUUUCAUCACAGAGAAACGCGCAACCUUGAUAAAGUCUUAAAGCAACGUCACAAAAAGAAACGCCAGAAGAUUCACAAUCGCAAAAAGAACAAGAAUCACCGGAAGUCGAUGCAAAAACGUCGCAAGCAUCAAGAUCACACCGGGUCAUUGCCGAUGCACAGGAACUCGCGACGAAAGCGCGCGGACCUCGAGGAGAACGAUUGGGAUUCGUUUUAUUUAGGCUACGAGGCGCCAACAAUUUACGAUUCAUUCGAGUUGCUCGACGCAAAGUUGACAGGGAAAGAAAAGAAGCGGAAACGCGAAUUGGCCGAUAAGGGAAGCGUGGCGGCCGAGAAUGACGGGACGCUCGAUUCGUUACCAAUAAAGGGGAAGAAUCGCUUGGAGGACGAAGUGAUACUGCUCAACAAGCGGGAAGCCUGGAAGAGGGAGAACGAGGAGCAACUUGAGGAGAUCGCCUUUGGCAAAGAUAUGAGGAAUAGCACGCGGGAGAGGGAAAGGUUCGAGAAAUUGACGGGAGGAGAUAAACGGAGGCCGAUCGAUGAGAUCGGUUCCAGAACGAAGCGAGAGGACGUGAUUCGCGAGACAUCGGCCAUACGAAGCGUAGAUCGUUCCAGUAACUCUUCUGCAGCUUCCAAAAUCGGUAAUGGCGAAUCGAAAAAAAAUUCGACGUCGAAAGAGGAUAACGUUGCAAGCAGCGAGGACCGACUGCGAUUGGUCGAGCGGAGGAUCAAUGUUUUCAUGGAUAACAACAAAACCGAUGCUGCGAUUGAUACGACGGCCGCGGAAGUCAGCACGGGAGGAAAGUUGGCGAUAAACGGGGCGACCGAUAACCAGGUUAAGGGAAAACUUCGUGCUAUAAAUUGCGAAACAAAAAUUGACAAGGCGAACGGAAACGCGAGUUUCGUAAACUUGACGAGCGACACGAGGCCGAGAGUCUCGAAGGAGCAACGGGAAGUCCAGAAAACGGAAAGAGAGACGGAUGAUAACGCUGUAAAAUUAAACCGAGCGACGAACCAUCGAAGCGAGGAAAUAGAUCCUGAAGUCGAGCUGAAAAAUCUGAGACAGCAACGGGAAAGGGGAAUUUAUGGCGUCGCGGAUUGGAGGGCGACCGACUUGUUUUACGAUGAUGAUAAUCUUCCCAGAAAUAAAUUACGGGGAAAAUACGUGGCUAACUUAGACGAACCAGACGACCUAGAUACGGGUCCCAAGAAUAAUUUGGCGCUUCUAAGAUUAAGAAGUAAGAAACGGCCGAAUGACGUGGUCGAAUGGAAACUGGUGCCGGUGAUAAGGAGGUCGCCGUAUCGUGAUGUUGGUGCUUCGUCCAGAAUCGGUUUAACAGAAAGGAGAGUACCUGUAUUAAGCAAUGAUAGAAACGUGAGAAUUGACCUUUAUUUGGACAGCCCGAAAUUUUGGCGACUGAAACAUCGCAGGAUGAGAAACGGCGCCCCUAAUAUCUCGCCCAUGUUAAGAAUAAUAGACGACGAGGAUAGUUUCUCGCUCGGAAUUCCGCCAAAAACGAAAAGAGCAAUUGAAAUAGCGGGAUUCAAGGAUUUACAAGUAAAUCCGAAAAUGCUUGUCAAGCAAAAGCUAUCUAGACUGAGGAACAACAAAAGGUCGGAUGGUAGUCGUGUUGUAGGAUUUAGAAUGUCUUCCGCAUGGAAUGAUCUUAAUCGCAAACUCCGCAAUUUACCGCGAUCCCGUGAUGAUCUAGAACUCGGCGAUCAGGUGAUUUACGACGAUGGGGUUGGUCUGCAAUUGCCGAUUUGGCCGUAUCAGUAUUACAUCAAUUUCGCGCACUCGCCGACGACCUUUCACCUCGUCCCGGAUAUCCUCGGGAGAAUCAGCGACACGUAUCGGUACCCCGCGCGAGCAUAUCUCGAGUAUGGCCCCUUUAAAGGGCGAACUCGCAAUUCGGACCAGCGAGUUGCGAGGCGAGAUGGAUUUCGCUUGGGAAGCUGGAAAGAAGCCACCGAUUUUCCGGCGGAUAAUUUAACAAACAAGAGCUUAAAGUCCGGACUUGUGCACGAAAAGGUUCCCGUGAAAACGGAUGAAUCGGCUCGCGCGAAUCGCGAGGAUUACCCCGCGCCCGUCGAGAUGAGGUAUACCCCAGGGAAAAUCAGGGAAAAUAACGAAACGAGAGCGAGAUUGGAAAAGUAAGUAUUUCGGGCAACGGAAGGAUUUAUCCGCGGAUAAUAACUUUUUUAAUUAAAGACGCGUGAUGUAAUGUGAUGUGAUACGUGGAGCAACGAUCAACCGAGUUUGAGAAAUGAAGCGAAGCGGUAUCGCGGUAAUGAAUCCGAUUGUCUCGUGAAUUCGCACGCGAGGGAUAUUUUGCGACGUAGCGCAAUGUCGCGCCGCGCAUUCGGGUCGAAUUGCGCGGCGCGAUAAUUGUCAAUGAGCGCCUAAAUAAUUUCAUCAGAUAAAUCGUCGAUGCGCGUUAUCGUAAUUGACACAUUCGUCCUAUCUGCUCGCCAGACGAGCCUGUGAAACCUCGUAAAUCGUCCUAGCUCGCUGGGAUGACGACCAGAGUGUCGUCGCGUGUUUCCACACACGCACCAUCGUUCCCGCUAAUCCACCUACGCGAAGACCGCCGAUGCAGUGCAGUUAAUGGCGCUACCCUCCAAUAAUUAGAUUAACAGAUCGAAAAUUAAGAGACUCGAUCUAUGAAUCUUGCAGCGUUAAAUUGCAGUUUAAAUGAAACAGCUCGCACGCAAAUCUGUUGAACGUUCUUCUUCAAGAGAAAAAUUAUUAAAUUCGUGUAAAUAUUUAUUAGACUUUUUAUAUUAAUUAUGACAAUACUAUUUUUUAUUUUUAACCACUUUGAUUGUAUUUAUCCAUAUUUGGAAAAAUCUACGAAUGUUGAGGUAAGACAGAACGUAGAUUAUCAUAGCGCCGAAGCUUUGUAUGAUUUUUAAUGAAAGAUAUACUAAUAAACUAUUUAUAAUAAAA
Ooceraea biroi (clonal raider ant) is the source of this 3771-nucleotide messenger RNA. RefSeq lists its product as uncharacterized. Lineage: Eukaryota; Metazoa; Arthropoda; Insecta; Hymenoptera; Formicidae. The record is from RefSeq and is a predicted model, not a curated record.